This is a messenger RNA of Jatropha curcas, 1455 nucleotides long. Its product is annotated as protein-S-isoprenylcysteine O-methyltransferase A. The record is from RefSeq and is a predicted model, not a curated record. Lineage: Eukaryota; Viridiplantae; Streptophyta; Magnoliopsida; Malpighiales; Euphorbiaceae. Gene Ontology annotation, biological process: C-terminal protein methylation. Gene Ontology annotation, molecular function: protein C-terminal S-isoprenylcysteine carboxyl O-methyltransferase activity. Gene Ontology annotation, cellular component: membrane; endoplasmic reticulum.
GAAUUUCACUUCAGUAAAAGCGGUUUCAUCGGCAUAAUUUUCAUUCAUUUUCUUUUUUCAUUAAACGUGCUGCCAGUUAAUAAUAAGGGAAUUAAAUCGUUGAGAAAAGAAAAGACUGAACUUGGAAUCAACAGGUACCCAUCUUUUACCUUGAACGAAUUUCAAAAAGAGUGCCGUGUUCUCCUCUCCGUGUCGCCAUCUCCAUCUUGAAGAUUGAUCUCUCUUCCCCAUCUUCAAGCAUUCUCUUUAUACGAAGCCAUCCGCUUUCUGGUAUGCCUACCAAAUUUGACUGAAUUUUCAAAUGGUUUUGGAGAUUUCUGUCAAGUCUGCUACUAUUUUUUCCAAGUUAAGGUUUUUAGCUGCUGUAAAUUUCUGGGUAUCCCUGCUUUUUGGAGUUUCGAGGAGAAGAUUCCAUUUUUGAGGAUGUCAUUUUUUAAGUACCUUUUGGGUGAUAUCAAAACUGAAGUCUCAGUGCUAAUGCUAUAUAGCUCUACAUCUUUUUCAGAGAUCUUCAGUUACACAGCUUGCAGACAGUUAUCUCAGAUGUUUUUGGCCAUUAUCUUCUUUCAUGUGUCUGAAUACAUACUAGCCAUUGCCUUUCAUGGAAAAUCAAAUGUUACUCUGAGUUCGCUUCUCAUCAGCAAAAAUUAUCUUCUGGCAAUGAUAUUUUCACUGCUAGAAUACUUUAUUGAGAUUUCUUUAUUUCCUGGGAUGAAGGAAUAUUGGUGGGUAAGUAGCUUGGGUCUUGCUAUGGUGAUAAUUGGGGAACUUAUUCGGAAAAUAGCAAUUAUAACAGCUGGGCGGUCCUUCACACAUCUUAUCAAGGUUCAUCACGAGGAGCAUCACAAGCUGAUUACACAUGGAAUCUAUAGAUUUGUUCGUCAUCCAGGAUACUGUGGUUUCUUCAUUUGGUCAGUUGGCACUCAAAUAAUGUUGUGUAAUCCCAUAUCGACAAUCGGAUUUGCUUUUGUUGUCUGGCGCUUUUUUGCAGAGCGGAUACCAUAUGAAGAGUAUUUCUUGAGGCAUUUUUUUGGGUCUGAAUACGUGGAAUAUGCUCGGGUAACACCCUCUGGGGUUCCAUUUGUGAAAUGAAGACUUAGAGCUAGAAGCACACUUGCAUUCAUUUUGCUGCGAUUCAUUUAAUCCAGAGGAGCAAUAGGAGAGACAUGAUGCUCUUCUAUUGAGGUGAUUUGGUACUUUCAAAAUGAACUGAUCAACCAUGGAUCACUAUCUCUAUGUAUGUCACAACGGUUGUGUUUGUCGCUAACAACUAAUGAUUGGCAUAUUUCUUGAAUAUGAAGGUCGUAAAACUGAAGGUACUUAAAAUGUUGCGAGUCGAUUUAAACAAUUUGCAGAAGAGUAUAAUGCAAUGUAACCAUAUGUAGUUCGUUGAACGUAAGAUUUGCUCGUGAUUUGAUCACUAUAACAAAUAAGAAUAAUAAUCUUAUAAAUCAA